This is a messenger RNA of Fonsecaea erecta, 1251 nucleotides long. RefSeq lists its product as hypothetical. Gene Ontology annotation, biological process: positive regulation of GTPase activity; endoplasmic reticulum to Golgi vesicle-mediated transport. NCBI's taxonomy places the organism in Eukaryota, Fungi, Ascomycota, Eurotiomycetes, Chaetothyriales, Herpotrichiellaceae. The transcript has 3 exons. Bases 1 to 1251 code for a protein of 416 amino acids. Gene Ontology annotation, cellular component: endoplasmic reticulum membrane. The record is from RefSeq and is a predicted model, not a curated record. Gene Ontology annotation, molecular function: GTPase activator activity.
AUGCAUUGCGGCGCCGACACCGUGGGUGCAGCUGUCAAUCAGAAGCAAAUGACAGCUUCCAUGGCUUCUGCUGAAAAGAACUCUCUGACCGACCCGGAAUGCUCUGCGAAGCCCCAAUCGAUCCUGGAAGCCUGUCGACAGAGGGAUUUCGCCGCCCUGGUCACGCUUGCAACUUCGACUGGGGGUCUUUUGACCGACGAAUUGCGCCGGCAAGCUUGGCCAAUUCUAUUGGGUUGCACACCUGAAGACACAACACCGGCCCAGCCAGAGCACGCAAAUCAGCGCCGGUGGAAAUCACUGCCCCGUCACCCGGACGAGGAUCAAGUACAACUCGAUGUUGAUCGUGCCUUUGUAUACUACCCUAAAGAUGAAUCCGAACAAUCGCUCGAGCAAAAGAAGGCAGAGCUCUUUGAGCUGAUUGUGUCGACAUUGAGGAGCUAUCCAGUCCUCUCCUAUUUCCAAAGCUACCACGAUGUCGUACAGGUCCUCCUCCUUGUGCUGGGAAAACAUCAGGCAAUGCCUGCGGUUCCACGAAUUUCUUUGCUCCGUCUUCGCGACUACAUGCUGCCGACAAUCACCCCUGCGACGAGACAUUUCGAGCUUGUAUCGGCUGUUGUGACGGCCGCUGACCCUGAACUGGCUAAUCACAUUGCCCAGGCUGAGAAUAUUUUCGCUCUGUCGGCGACCCAUUCCCUGUUUGCACACGACAUCUACGACUAUGGCGACAUUGCCAGGCUGUACGAUUUCUUGCUUGCGCAUGAGCCAAUCAUGAGCAUCUAUUUGUUUGCGGCGGUUACAAUAUCGAGGCGAUCGGAGUUGCUCGAGAUGCCCGCGGAUCAGUCCGACAUCCUUACCUUUGUGAUAUCCAAGCUACCCCAGACUUUCGACAUUGAUGCACGGAUCCAGGAUGCCGUAACCCUGUUUCGCCAUCAUCCGCCUCAAAAGUUGCCGGGCUUCAUCUGGUGGCGCCUAUCCCGUUACAGCGUCCUCAAAACAUCACGCUGCAUUGCCCAUCCUCAGAGUCUGGAGGAGGCCACGGUUCUUUGCCAGAAGCAGAUCCAGCAAAUCCACAGCCAUGAGCUGAUGCGAAAGAGAGCACUGUUAUUGUAUAAGUAUCGGAAAUCCGCCGCAUCGAUGACCGCCGUAAUCUUAGUGGGCAUCUUCUCAAUCUGGUUGCGAAAGACGGGCCACGACAGGAUCUUGUGGUCCAUGAUAUCGACUGCGUCUACGCUUUUUUCUACCUCUCGAUAG